AUGAACUACUAUGGGCAGUCUAGAGAUCAAGGGCCGCUAGAGGGGUCCUUUGCUUUGUUAACACCCCCACUAUCUCUUGCCUUCCGAACGAUGAAGCAACGCACUAAGUUUAGCGGUGCGGGAAGCAAAGAAAGUCACCCGCGCUUUUCCCACGCGAAAAGCGCCCCAGAAGUUACCAGCCUUCUGGUCUCAGUUCCCGGUCCCUUUGUCCGCGUCGAACCACCUGAAAGUCAAUCUGUCGCUAGCUACGGAGUACACCCGUACCCGGACCAGGGUCAAAGAAUUCGUCUAAUAGCGUCCGAACGGCUCAUAAUCGUCAUUGAAUCCCUCGAUAUCUCUUCUAAUUCAUCCGAUCUUGCAUCAAGGCAUACCUUAGUAGCUAGUUCGAUCGUCUCGGGCCGUUCCCGCUUCGGCAGCAGCUCUAGUGUCCGGCGCCAAAAAAAAAAGGCGCGCGUCUGCCAGACUGUCCGAAUUCUCCAGAAAGGGUUUGAAGGAACAAAACCACAACAACCCAGACACGUCAUUCCCCGCAUCCUCCGGUGGAAGAGCAGAGCUAUCGAGCGCAACUACUCUAAACCACAAGUGAUAAUUGUUCGGAGCCCCCAAGAGUGCACUGAGAAGAAGAUAAGUGAAAAGGAGGAAACAGGGCCCGUAUGCUUUGUUGAAUGGGCUCAUUUCUUAUGGACAAUACCUCCCCUGCAAUCAUACUAUUAUAGUCCUUUUCGCAAGAACUCGCUGAGACUUGAGGGGCGAUGUAAAUGUAUCAUCAAACCCAACAUGUGCAGAUGA
This is a messenger RNA of Aspergillus niger, 789 nucleotides long. RefSeq lists its product as uncharacterized. The coding region runs from base 1 to 789 and encodes 262 amino acids. Lineage: Eukaryota; Fungi; Ascomycota; Eurotiomycetes; Eurotiales; Aspergillaceae. The transcript is spliced from 6 exons. The record is from RefSeq and is a predicted model, not a curated record.